AUGAAGGAGAUGUUACCGAGUGACAAUGUCAUGACGGACAACUUUUACUCAACAAAGAGACUAGUCCAAGGAUUGGGGCUUCCUGUACAAAAGAUACACUGUUGUAUUAAUGGUUGUAUGAUUUAUUGGGAAAAUGAUAAAGAACUUACACGAUGCAAAUUUUGUGACCAUGAAAGGUUCAAACGCCUCAAGCACACCGUGGAGAAAGGGAAGAGUCAAAUACCAUACAAAAAGAUGUAUUACUUCCCCAUUACACCACGUAUGUGUAUGAAAGAUGAGUACAUGUUCCUGACAAUUAUCAUACAUGGUCCCAAGAAUCCGAAAGAGAAGAUUGAUGUGUACAUGCAGCCAUUAGUGCAAGAAUUGAAAGAACUUUGGGCAACUGGUGUGAAUACUUACGAUGCUUUCCGGCAGAACAACUUUACUAUGCGUGCUGCUUUAAUUUGGACUAUUAGUGACUUCCCUGCUUAUUCAAUGCUCUCAGGGUGGAGCACAGCAGGAUGCACUGCAUGUCCCUACUGUAUGGAAAACACAGAUGCAUUUACAUUAAAAAGAGGGAGUGUAUCGAAGUCAUCGCCGCCAAUUAGAACUGGAGAAUACUUGCUAAAAGAAAUUGAGCAAAUUGGGUUGAGGCGGAUAAUAGACAUUGACAGUCAUGAAAUAAAUGGUCGGCUUUCAAAGAGAACUGGUUGGCUGAUGAAUGUGACGGGGAAGACAAAAGACAAUAUAAAAUCAAGGAAAGAUUUAAAUGAAAUAUGCAGGAGACCAGAAUUGAAGAAAGAUCCAAUUAGCGAAAAAUAUCCAAAAGCAUGUUAUUGUUUGGACAACCAAUCAAAGAUGAUACUGUGUGAUUGGCUUAAAACACUAAAAUUCCCUGACGGAUAUGUUUCUAAUCUAGGGAGAUGUGUUGAUAGUCGGAAGCUUAGACUUUUUGAGCUUAGCAAUUUCUUUAGAGAACUCACCUCAACUACACUUACUAAUUGGGACAUGCAACGGUUAAAUGAACAAAUUCCUGUGAUCCUUUAUAAGCUUGAACUAGUUUUUCCUCCAAGUCUGUUUGAUUCAAUGGAACAUUUACCAGUAUACAUUGCAUAUGAGGCAUUAAUUGCAGGACCAGUACAAUAUCGGUGGAUGUACCCAUUUGAGAGCAUUUAUGUAGAGGGAGUAAAGUCGGCACAAACAAAUAUCACAGAUGCAGCUGUUGAUGAAAAACUAGAGACAGAGUUUGUCCAAUGGUUUUACAAGUAUGCCCAUGAAUUGCAGAACAAUGUAGAAAAUCAGCUUAUACAAGAUAUGGUAAAGGGACCACUCAGAAGUGUCACCACUUUUAAUGGGUAUUGUGUUAAUGGAUGUAAAUUCAACACAAUCAAUGGAAGUUCAAGUAGUAACUCAAUGAAUUUUGGUGUAUGUAUAAAAGGGAGUAAUUACAGUUCUGAAGAAAGUGACUACCAUGGACAGUUGGUCGAGGUAUUGCGAUUGGAGUAUCCAGGGCUACCAAUUAAGCGGACUGUACUUUUCAAAUGUUACUGGUUUGAUCCAACACCAAAUACGGGCACCAAAGUGCAUAGACAGUAUAGAAUUGUUAAUAUUAACAAUAAGCGUAGAUACACUAAGUACGAGCCAUUUGUAUUGGCCUCUCAGGCAACACAAGUCGUUUAUGCUUCAUACCCGAGUAAGCGUCAUGACAAAAAUGAUUGGUGGGCUGUGAUGAAAGUUAAAGGUAGACCCGUUGUUGAAGUAUCUCAAACAUCUUCAAAGACAUAUGAACCUUUUCAAGAAGAUGACCUAGAUUACGCUGAAGUAAAUAUGGAUGAUAUUAAUCAACAACACUGCCUGAAUGAUCCUAGCGGAGGAAUGACUGAGAUUCAUGAUGACGUUUCGACAGAGAAAGACGAAUUCCUUAGUGACCCUGAUUCCGAUGCAGAUGCAGAUGUUGAUAAUGAGUUCAAUUCAUAUGAAUCAGAAUAA
Manihot esculenta (cassava) is the source of this 1968-nucleotide messenger RNA. RefSeq lists its product as uncharacterized. The record is from RefSeq and is a predicted model, not a curated record. Lineage: Eukaryota; Viridiplantae; Streptophyta; Magnoliopsida; Malpighiales; Euphorbiaceae. The transcript is spliced from 6 exons. Bases 1 to 1968 code for a protein of 655 amino acids.